UUAGCUAUUUGGGGCGUGGUUUAUAAAACUGCUUGAACUUCCGCCUUCUUGCUUCUUUCUUUGUUUACUUGCUCUUUGGAGAAGCCACAUGGUAGCAGUUUAAGAGUGCAGUGAAACUUCUCACCCACUGACACGCAGGACAGCAGCAUGGCAGGCGUGGGCAGACUGUCCAGCAAGGACGCGGUGCUCCUUCUGUGCGACAUGCAGGAAAAGUUCCGGCCCAACAUCUUCCAGUUCACCAACAUCGUCAGCAACGCGGCCAGGUUGCUUCAGGCCAGUCGGGUUCUGGGCAUCCCCGCCAUCCUGACGGAGCAGUACCCCAAAGGUUUGGGACCCACGGUGCCGGAGCUGGGGGCCGGGGAUCUGAAGCCGCACGCCAAAACAUCCUUCACCAUGAUGAGCGAGGACGUGGUCGGGGAGCUGCAGGCUGUGGGGAACCCCAAACAAGCCAUCCUCUGCGGGAUCGAGGCGCACGCUUGCAUCGCGUGCACGACCUUCGACCUGCUGGAAAAGGGAAUGGAGGUCCACAUCGUGGCUGAUGCCGUGUCAUCGCGCAGCCAGACAGACCGCCUGUUCGCGCUGUCCCGCCUGAGGCAGAGCGGCGCUUUCCUCACCACCACCGAGGCCGUCCUGCUGCAGCUGGUCCAGGACGCACGACACCCCAACUUUAAGGAGAUUCAGACGCUCAUGAUGCAGCCGUCCCCCGACACCGGCCUGCUGGCCUUCUUCAGCGCCCUCUAGGAAGACCUCCCUGCAGGACUGGGUCUCCCUGCAGGACUGGGUCUCCAAAGUCCUCAAGCAAUAAAGACAUACUCAAA
Messenger RNA from Nerophis lumbriciformis (worm pipefish), 818 nucleotides. NCBI's taxonomy places the organism in Eukaryota, Metazoa, Chordata, Actinopteri, Syngnathiformes, Syngnathidae. The record is from RefSeq and is a predicted model, not a curated record.